AUGAAGAUCUCAUUGUUCUCUCUCUCGGCAGUAGUCGCGCUGACGAUCGCCUUCACACCCUCUCUUUCCUCAGCCGCCCCAACUUCACCUCUCCCCAUCCCACCCAUCAACCGACGCCCUCACAACGACAACGGCGCUACCGCCUCUGCAGCCUAUGCUUCUGCCUUUGCAGCCUCUGCAGAUAUUGCCUCCUUCAAGAACGACCGCGUCGUACGGAUCAACGUCCAAACUCCAUCCGACCUCAAGACCCUCACCGAUAGCGAACGCUCUCUUGAGUUGGACUACUUCACCCACACCAAGGGCAUCGGCGGUACCAUCGACAUCCGCGUCCCCGCAAAGUCAUUCAAAUCCUUCCAGGCCCUGCAUCUGAACUAUACGACGGUUGUGGAAGACCUCCAGGGGGUGAUUGAUGAAGAGGCCCAGAAGAAUGGGGAGUAUCUGGAGCAGGUUUGGGGAGCGUCUGUGGAACAGGUCCAGAACUCUCUCCGCCUCAACCGGGGAGGUCAUGGAGGUAGGGUGGAGGAAGAGAGUCAGAUCUAUGCGUCACCUAUGGCGGCGAGUGCAUGGUUCCGGGGGUACCAUUCGUAUGCGGACCAUGUGAAGUGGUUGAAUGCUCAGGUGAAGGGAAGUAAAGGCAAGGCCAAGGCGUUCAGUGCUGGCAAGAGCUUUCAGGGUCGCCCUCAGGCAGGGAUUCGGUUGGGGACUGGAAAGAAGCAUAUUGUCUUCCAUGGGACUCAGCACGCCCGUGAGUGGGUCACCACCAUGACCGUUGAGUAUAUGAUCUCGCAGUUGCUGAAUAGUAAGGAUAAGAAGGUGGCAGGGUACUUGAAAAAGUACACGUUCCACAUCAUCCCGAUCAUGAACCCAGAUGGAUUUGUUGUCUCCCAGACGACUAACCGUAUGCACCGCAAGAACGCUCAGCCCAACCCUGGUAGCCGCUGCCUCGGCACCGACAUCAACAGAAACUGGGACAGCCAUUUCGGACAAGGAGGAAGCUCCACCGACCCCUGCGCAGACGACUACAUGGGUCCACGCGCAUUCUCAACCCCAGAAGCAGCCAACAUUGCCCGCUACCUCCGCUCCCUCCCUAACGUAGCCGCCUACCUCGACAUCCACUCCUUCUCCCAACUCUGGAUGGUUCCCUUUGGUUACUCCUCCACCCGUCCGGGUACCUAUGCGUAUAUGGACGGUUUGGCUGAAAAGGCUGUCAAUGCUCUUGCAAAGGUUCAUGGAACGCGGUUUAGGCAUGGAGAUAUUUUCCAUACGAUCUAUCAGAGCUCGGGGACGAGUGUUGAUUAUGCGUAUGAGGUUGCCAAGGCUGGGGUGGCGAUGGCGGUUGAGUUGAGGGAUACUGGACGGAAUGGGUUUAUGUUGCCUGCGGAGCAGAUCUUGCCGACUGGCGAGGAGACUUGGGCAGCCCUUUCUGCGAUCCUCGACAACAUCAAGUAA
This is a messenger RNA of Linnemannia hyalina, 1449 nucleotides long. NCBI's taxonomy places the organism in Eukaryota, Fungi, Mortierellomycota, Mortierellomycetes, Mortierellales, Mortierellaceae. The record is from the annotation of a GenBank genome assembly.